CAUACUCUAUACCUAUAACGGUCGUUGAGGUCGGCUUACCAGCCUCACAUGGAGAGUCUACCACAUAAUGAAUAGCAGAGGCGCAACCAGGUCUCUUGGAGGUACUCUAUUCGACGCUAGGGGUAUUGUUCACGAUAAGCUCGAUGGAAACACCCCCAUAAAAACCCCACUUUUUGUCCGUGCGACAGUACUGAAAAGUAUCUCACACGUUACGAGAAGUUCGUUUCACACUGAAUUAGAUCAUUAUCAAAGGCAUUUGCGUGAAUGAAAUACCAGCUAUUCAAAAUGUGAGAGUUGAA
Rhizopus microsporus ATCC 52813 is the source of this 299-nucleotide messenger RNA. RefSeq lists its product as uncharacterized. Lineage: Eukaryota; Fungi; Mucoromycota; Mucoromycetes; Mucorales; Rhizopodaceae. The transcript has a single exon. The annotation marks the transcript as partial. The record is from RefSeq and is a predicted model, not a curated record.